AUGGCGAAAUCAAACACGCACAUGUCAGCGACUUUGCUUCUCGUCUUCCUCUCGUUGGGUUUAAGCCAGAGCCAGUCACUUCCAAAAGUAGACCUUGGGUAUCAAAUCCACCAAGCCAUUUCUUACAAUUCUGAAUAUCAAUAUUACAACUUCAGCAACAUCCGAUACGCUCAGGCGCCGGUUGGAGACCUGCGCUUCGCCGCGCCCGUGGCGCCACAGGGUCGGAACGAAGCGGUGCAAAAUGGCAGCGUGGGUGCAAUCUGCCCACAGGCCCAGGCUUCAUGGGUCCCCAUGGCAUAUCAAUACGCCGCUGCUGUCCUGGCCAACCGAUCGUCUUCCUUCAACAUCACGCAAGCUGAGGAGGUCAUUGCACAGACGCCGUUCGAUGAGUUGCCUGUCGGCUCGCCUCGGCUGGGUGAAUUGCCUCCUCGAGAUCCGCGCGAGAGGGAAGACUGCUUGUUCUUGGACGUUAUGGUGCCGAGGUCGGUGUUCGAGAGAGCUGCCAACAAGAGCGCCAACGGUGCCCCUGUUUUGAUCUGGAUAUUCGGUGGCGGCUAUGUCACCGGCUCCAAGUACGAUUUCGACCCCCGAGGUAUGCUGGAGGCUGCCACCAAAGAUGACGGUGAGGGUCUCAUCUACGUCGCCAUGAAUUACCGUGUGGGUGCGUUUGGCUGGCUGGGCGGGCCGACUCUGGAGGCAGCAGGAGGUACACCUAACGCCGGCUUCUUCGACCAACGACUGGCAAUGCAGUGGGUUCAAGAUCAUAUCCAUCUUUUCGGCGGCGACCCAAACAGAGUCACCAUUCAGGGUGAAUCGGCCGGAGGUAAGUGUUGCUCAGUCGUCAACCACCUCCUAGCCUUCGGCGGCGAAAAGAAACCACCUUUCCAGCGCGCGAUUGCCAACUCGGCGGGGAUCAUCCAGUCAUAUUCCAACCAGGUGGUGGAGAACGUGACGCAGAGCUUUCUCUCGUUGUUGAACGUCACGACCAUCGAAGCCGCACGCCACGCCCCGUCGCGCGAUAUCAUCAUGGCCAACGCCCGGCAAGAGCUGGCGUCCGCGUACGGGCUCUUCCUCUACAACCCGGUGCCGGACGGCGUGUUCAUGCGCCAAUUGCCGAGCCUGGCGCUGCUUUCGGGUCAUUUUGCCAAGAAUAUCAGCGUGUUCUACAGCUACACGCAGAAUGAGGGGCUUCUCUUCGUACCGCCGUCUCUGCAGAAGGAAGAAGACGUGACGCCCUGGCUGCGCACCGUGUACCCGACCAUAGUCGACGCCGUCGCCACCCACAUCCAGACCGUCCUGUACCCGCCGGUCUACGACGGCUCGCAGCCCUAUCUCAACCUGCCGCAGCGCAUCGCCCUGAUCAUUCGCGAGAUGGCCGUCAGCUGCAACGCCGACUUCCUGAGGCAGGCCUACCUCACCCGCACGUACACGUACCGCUUCGACGUCGGGCCGUCGCUGCACGGCUCCGACCAGGCGUACGUGUCGUGGGACGGCCGCGCCGGCACCAACGCAUCCCAGUCCUUCUUCGCUCCGCUGGCUCGGCAGGUCCAGAGCUACUUUGUCAACUUCAUCCAGACGGGCAAUCCCAAUGCACAGGGAUUGCCGCCGUUCCCGAUCGAGGGUGCGAAUUCCAGCGCGAAUCGCUUGACCGCGUCGGGGUUUCUCACGCAGCCUGAUCCGGAGAAGAACCCGCGCUGUGCGUGGUGGGCCAAAGCUUUGGCUACUUGA
Messenger RNA from Exophiala spinifera, 1728 nucleotides. RefSeq lists its product as uncharacterized. The transcript has 4 exons. NCBI's taxonomy places the organism in Eukaryota, Fungi, Ascomycota, Eurotiomycetes, Chaetothyriales, Herpotrichiellaceae. The record is from RefSeq and is a predicted model, not a curated record. Bases 1 to 1728 code for a protein of 575 amino acids.